Messenger RNA from Macadamia integrifolia, 1725 nucleotides. RefSeq names its product probable polyol transporter 6. Lineage: Eukaryota; Viridiplantae; Streptophyta; Magnoliopsida; Proteales; Proteaceae. Gene Ontology annotation, cellular component: membrane. Gene Ontology annotation, biological process: transmembrane transport. Gene Ontology annotation, molecular function: carbohydrate transmembrane transporter activity. The coding region runs from base 102 to 1592 and encodes 496 amino acids. The record is from RefSeq and is a predicted model, not a curated record. The transcript is spliced from 2 exons.
UUAACCACCACAACCCCGGAAAGAGAGAGAGAAGAGAGAGAAGAGAGAGAGAGAGCUGAGAGUGUGGAAAGACAAUACAGAAGGGAAGAAGAAGGAGGCUGAUGGCUGCCAUGGAAGGUGAGGGUGAGAAGGAACAUCCAAAGCUGAACAAGUACACACUUGGAUGCGCUAUAGUGGCUUCAUUGAUCUCCAUUAUAUUUGGUUAUGACACGGGUGUCAUGAGUGGAGCUAACAUCUUCAUAAAAGAAGAUCUGAAACUGAACGAUACCCAGAUCGAAAUCCUUGCAGGGAUCCUAAACUUAUGUGCUCUAAUAGGUUCAGCCCUUGCUGGGAAAACCUCAGAUGUGAUAGGUCGACGUUACACAAUCGUUGUAGCCUCUCUCAUCUUCAUGGUAGGUGCAAUCCUAAUGGGCUACUCCCCUAACUUCGCAGUCCUCAUGACCGGCCGUUGCACCGCCGGUAUCGGUGUCGGUUUCGCUCUCAUGAUUGCCCCGGUGUAUUCAACCGAGAUAUCAUCCUCUGCACACCGAGGAGCCCUUUCUUCUCUCCCAGAGCUUUGCAUUAGUCUUGGCAUCUUACUAGGUUACAUCUCUAAUUACGGCUUUUCGAAAUUGCCAUUGAGGAUUGGGUGGCGUAUGAUGCUCGGCGUCGCCGCCAUUCCAUCGAUCGGAUUAGCAUUGGGAAUCCUUAAAUUGCCGGAAUCUCCAAGGUGGUUGGUAAUGCAAGGCCGUCUUAAGGAUGCUAAGGAGGUGUUAUUAGUGGUUUCUGAUACAAAAGGAGAAGCACAAUCUAGGUUUAUCGACAUUAAGGCAGCCGCCGGGAUCGACGAGAACUGUACUGAAAAUGUAGUGAAUCCACCUAACCAGACAGCCACCGGUGCCGGUGUCUGGAAAGAACUAUUCAUUAGGCCAACACCGGCGGUUCGCCGGAUAUUACUAGCUGCUUGUGGGAUCCAUUUCUUCCAGCACCUUACAGGUAUUGAAGCUGUGGUUUUGUAUAGUCCAAGAAUCUUCAAGAAAGCUGGGAUUGUGGAUAAGCAGAAGCUCUUGCUUGCAACAGUUGGGGUUGGGAUUACAAAGGCAAUCUUCAUCUUAACUGCUACUUGCUUCCUAGACAGGUUUGGAAGGAGAAGAAUGAUGUUGAUUAGUGUUAGUGGAGUAACCACAGCACUAGCAGUAUUAGGGUUUUGUUUGACCAUGGUGGAUCAUUCCAAAAAGGAGCUCUUUUGGGCUCUUUGUUUAAGUAUUAUUUCUACAUAUAUAUAUGUGGCUUUCUUCUCAAUUGGGCUUGGACCAAUCACAUGGGUUUAUACAUCUGAGAUAUUCCCAUUGAGACUUAGGGCUCAAGGAGCUAGCAUUGGUGUAGCUAUUAAUAGAGCUAUGAAUGCUGCAGUUUCUAUGAGCUUUAUAUCAAUCUAUCAAGCUAUAACUAUUGGUGGAGCUUUCUUUAUGUUUGCUGGUUUUGCAUUUUUCGCUGGAUUGUUCUUUUACUUCUUUCUUCCUGAGACUAAGGGAAAGGCUUUGGAAGAGAUUGAAAUGUUGUUUACCAGAAAUUCUGAAGCUAAACAUAGAACUACAGAAGUGAGUGUGUAGAUUCAACUUUUAUGAGAUAAAGAGGUAGUGUUGAAUAGAGGGGUUGUAUUGUGUUCUGAAGAUUGAAUAUGGUUUUUUUUUCAUUCUUUUCUUUCUUUCUCCACUCACGUAUACUAUUUUCUCUUUGCAUAGA